AUGGACGUCAAUGUAGCUGACGGAUCCAUAUAUUUCUUUGAUAUCAUCUCUCAGUGUAUAAACCGUUUGGAUUCAGGAAAUAUCGAAAAUGUCCACUGUGGGAUUUCAAGUUCAGCUUUCACCUCAAUAGCGUACGAUUGGGUCAGUGAAAACAUGUACUGGACGGACGGCUUAUUUAACUGGAUAGCUGUUCAGCCUGUUAAUACGACAGACCGGAGCAUGUACAGGGUCAUAAUCCAGGACGAUAUAGAAAAGCCAAGUGCAUUAGCAGUGGAUUCUACAGCAGGCGUUGGACAAGAUUGUCAGUUUUUGACAGUCGACACCAGUAACAAACUUAUCUACUACGUUGAUGCGGCAUCGAACUUCAUCAAAGAAUACGAUAUGGCUGCAAACAAAAACCGUCAGAUAGCCGCUGUUGACACGGUGUCAGGGAUUGUAUUCGACUGGAAAGACAGAAAUCUGUAUUGGUCUUCCAGAGGCAAGGUGAAAUACGCUACCAUAGCAACACUUGCUGCCAGGGAGCUUGUCGAAGUAUCUUCACCUCCUUCUCACUUAACCAUAGAUUCACACUCCAGAACGCUUUUCUGGGUGGAGGGAACGAGUGGGUAUGACAUGAGUAUUAUAUCCAUGUCACUUGUUUCGAAAGAGAAAACCACUAUACUGAAGCAGGUAGCCCCAGCAUUCAUAAAAGAUAUCUUCUUCGAUACUUCAAGUGACAGACUGUACAUUGUACAGUCCGACAAGUUUACUAGUGUAGCACGAAACGGCAGUGAUAUCCAAUUUUUCAACGACCUUCAAUACGUGGACAAACUGAUAAUAUACAAGAGAUAUGCCAUCUGGUCUACAUCUACACAUUCUGAGUUGUAUUAUAAAGGUCUUCAACGUGAUUCUUUACAAACCUCCACGUUAACAAGCGACUUAGGGGUGAUCACUGGAUUGGCAAUUUUCGACGAGGCAUUACAAAGGCAGUCAAAAGGUCCAUGCUCUAAACUGAAUGGUGGAUGUGAACAACUCUGCAUGACUGGCAUACUCGGAGAUGCCGUUUGUGAAUGUUCAUAUGGACUGACUCUUCAAUCGGACGGGAAAACGUGUAGCAGCGUACCACAAUCAUCUAACUUCCUGCUGGUGACAGACUUAAACCAUGGCAACGUUUUUCAAGUAUCUACAUUGGAUGCACAAAUAACUGCCUUAGACAUCAAUACCGGUGGUAGGCCGGUUGAUGCACUGUUUGACCCCAAAACUUCGUUUGUAAUUUGGAGUGAAAUUAAUGAUGGCAGCAUCUUUAAAUCAACACUCAAAGGACGCAACUUAGAAGUAGUAUUCACGGCAACAGUACAAGGUGAAGCCGGGACGACAUCCCCUGGUAGUGUUGGGGUACUCAAACCUUCUUCGAGAUUUUAUAAAAUUCUGGUGAAUGACUUAAGUAUUGUAUACGGGUUAGCCAUAUAUCCGUCGAAGGGGUGA
Molecule: messenger RNA, 1464 nt
Organism: Pecten maximus
Lineage: Eukaryota; Metazoa; Mollusca; Bivalvia; Pectinida; Pectinidae
Product: low-density lipoprotein receptor-related protein 6-like
Exons: 9
Coding region: 1-1464 (487 amino acids)
Source: RefSeq, a predicted model, not a curated record